AUGGUUGAAGAUGAUGUCGGCCGCGUCAGGCUGGCCCUCUUUGGCUGUGAGGUCCUCCGGCUUGUACGGCCGUAUCUUCAUAUCCCUCGGAUCAGCGAGGCCUUCCUUGAUGCUGAGAUAGAGAGCCUUGAGACUCUCAGAUGGGCACUAAAUGGAGGCCACCCACGGAGGAGGCAGAAUAAGUUCCUAAAGAAACUUCGUGGCGGCUUGCAUGACGAGUGGCUCCAUGAUAUCAGGAAGCAGGCGAUGGAGGUACUGCUUUCGUUGAAGGAGAUCGGCGACCCGUGA
Molecule: messenger RNA, 288 nt
Organism: Fusarium odoratissimum NRRL 54006
Lineage: Eukaryota; Fungi; Ascomycota; Sordariomycetes; Hypocreales; Nectriaceae
Exons: 1
Coding region: 1-288 (95 amino acids)
Source: RefSeq, a predicted model, not a curated record